AUGGAGGUGGAGGAGGAGGAAAGACGCUCUCCACGCGAUCAUGUGGAUCGGUGUGUUCCCGAGAGCUUCUUUGAUCGCGUAACGCAAGGGUUACGCGAUGAUCUCGAACAUGAGCGGAAUAGACGUCUCCAAAUGGUGGACACUGCCUCGAAGCAUCGAGCUAAGUUUUCCUUUGCUCAGCUUGAGAACGAGAGAUCUCUGACAUCUCUUCGUGACGAGCUAAGGGUAGCUCUUGGGAUUGCUGAUCGGUCUCGGGCUGAGAUAACUGCUCUUCAGACCCUUGUUGAUGCCUACCAUCGGGAGCACAAGGCUCUCUGCGAGAUGCUUGAGCGCAAGGGCGUUCUUCAUCGGAAGAAGCAGCGUACUGAUGGUACGGCUUAA
Peronospora matthiolae is the source of this 381-nucleotide messenger RNA. Lineage: Eukaryota; Oomycota; Peronosporomycetes; Peronosporales; Peronosporaceae. The record is from the annotation of a GenBank genome assembly.